AAGCUGCACUUUUUUCCAGAGGUUUUGUAUUUAGAUAUUUGUAGCUUAAAAGCCUACAUUUUUGCGCCUUAGCUCGAUGUACGACUGCGAAGAACCGCUGGAGAAGCGCCUGUGAGGUGAGAUGUUGAGUGGAGAGCUCUUUUUCCUCCAUCAGUUGGUGCUGAAGGAGCCGCUUCCUGCUGUCUGUCUGUCAUCGCGAGGAUGAGGAUGCUGCCGUUCAGCAGACGCAGGACUCACGAGCGCGCUGGUGCCAGCCAAACGUCGGAUCACUUCAAUCGAGCGUGACGUUGUUGGAUCCAGCGACUGAUUGUAUGUUGGCCAAGAUAACGAAGGAUUGGAAUUUCGUCCAUCUCGCGAAACCUUUGCCUUUGUAAAUUCUGUGGCAGAUCCGUCUUUAAGUCUCUCUUUGAGAUGUGUAUCGAUCUUUUUUAAAGAUGUCGUCAUCCUACAUGUUAAUGGGUCGGAUUUUUGAAGGGCAGGGAUGUGGAAGUGAAGGAGCACGUUCAUUCUCUUCAUUAUAACGCCUCAUCUGUUGGAUAUAAGCCGCGCUGAUGGAAAAUACGGGAUCACAGGUGGUCUCGCUGGAGCAGCAGGUGGAGAGUGUGGAGAGGAGCAUUGUGUUCCUUAGACAGGAGCAGCUGUCUCUGCUGCAUGGACUACAUCUGGAGAUCCUGUCCCUCCAGAAACGCUGUACAGAUGCAGAGAAGAGCAGGGUUACAUUGCUCACUUUGAUGGCUCAGGCUGCACAGAGAGAACCACGGGUCAAUAGCUUCCUGUCAGUGCAGGAACUUACACAGGAACUCAACAUGAAGCCCCCAGGCAGAAGUGAAGCAGAGGUGAAAGAGGAAGAGGAGCAGCUGGAAGCUCGUUGUGGGGAAGUGGAGGAGCAUCUGCAGGAGCAACAACAGAUCCAGAGUGAUCUGCGAUGGGAGCUGAGUCAAAAGUCGGUCCUGGUGGGUGCUCUCCGUGCUAGUCUGAAAGAAAAGGAGCGCCAUUUCCUGGAGGAAUUAAAACACCGCAGCCACAGAACCACUGCGCUCAACACCGAGCUGCAGAAGCAGACGGAGACGGCUGCGUACCUGUCCUUCCAGCUGCAUUCAGCCAAGCAGAAACUCCAGCAGCAGCGCAGGAGGCCACCCCAGCCCGGUGCAGACAAGCCUCCCGUCCACCCUGUACCUCAGGCCAGUGCCAGCAGCCCGACCACCAUCAAACCCAAACGACGGAGCUCGAGCCGGCCCUCCUCAAAUCUCCGUACCGAACGCGCCAGGGAGUGUGUACCCCGCGAGAGGGUGACAGGCCCUGAAGAGCCGAUGGCCAUGCCUGACCCUGCCCUCUUCCUCUACCCCUACAGACACAGAUCCCGGCUCCGCCCACCACACAGACACGCCCUCCCGGAAGCAGAGGGGGAGGAGUCAGAGGAGCUCGAUCAGGGAGCUUCAGUAAGCAGACUGGCAACAACAGUAGCUAAAGCCACUGCGACCACUGCAUCCACCACAGAGAACAACGCUGAAUGAGUGUUUCUUUUACAGUUCGACCUGCUUGUUUUUAUGAUAUCUAAACCUGAAUUGCACCUUGAGCCCCUUGGGAAAACCUUUGCAUUAUGACAGUGACAGAAACUUUUAUAUUUGCAAUACGGUUUGCUUUUUUUUACAGUUUGCACAUGCGGUGGUUAUUAGACCAAGGAGAGAUUUUUGCUUACGUUCUUGUUGAACCAAAAUCGACUCGUGUUUAUGUUGCUGUAAGGCAUUUUUAUAAUCAGAAAUUACCCUGAGGACCUCAAUACACAAACAUGAAGUGCUCCAUAAGGCCUGUUUUAUACAUCCUGCAUCUGCAGUGUGUAGUUUUUUCACUAACUAACUUGCAGUCAGUCUUGGAGGGGUUGAAUUUAAGUGGACUAAAUGGCUGGUGAAAUCCUGCAAUAGAUACCAGAGAAAAACCUGUCAUUUUUACUAGAAGAAAAAUCUCAAAAGGAAAGAAAACUGUGUAUUAUAUGCAUGUCAAACACGUGCGUUUCAUAUGCACGCCUAAGUCAGUUUUUGUGUAUAAAUAGCACGUAAAAUACAAACACAUUGCGCUAUUGAUACGCUAUUCUUUGGCUUUUCUCUUGUUUCUGCUCUCGCAAUAACAACGGAGCUAUUUUAUUAAUCAGUUUCAAUCAAUAUCACAUUAUCACGGCUUAUACAAAAAUCUCAAAUUUUUCUUCCUAAAGAGAGAGCUGUAAACAUUUACAUUGACUUAAUCUCACCUUAUGUGACUGACUGGAUAGUGAAGAAAGGAAAUACAAGAAAGGUUAGAAUGCAUUUGGAAUGAUCCUGAUGUUUUAAAUUUACUAAAUAACAGAUUUUUUUUAGUUUUUUUACUAUCAUGUAAUAAUAAAGUGCUGUUUUGCAUCUUGUGCUAUAUUUAUUAGCUUUAUUGGCAUUGAUGGAUAAAAGAUGCCUAUCAUUGUGUAUGUACAGUAAAUCUGAAUCAGAACAUCUAGAUUUCAAAGGUGGUUUGGUAUUCAUGCAAAUUACCAUUUAGAAUGCAAAUGCAGUCACCUCUUCAUUUAAAGUAAUAAUACCUAAUUGCACACCUCCAAUAACCAUUUUAAACAUUUUAGCCUUUAUUAAAAGGAAAAUGCAAUGUAGUAACCCAGAAAUCACUUUAUUUAGAGCUGAAGCGCUGUCAGUGUGAAAGUGUGACCCUGCUGUUUACUUGCUGCAGACGCAGGAUGUGCAAAAUAGGCUGAACUCAGUGUCCUUGUGAACUUGUUACUGCUGAGUCUUUGUUCAGCAGUUGUUUUUUUAUCUGUAUGCCCUUGUUGUGGAAUAGCUAAUCUCAGAUAUUUCUGAAUGAUCAGGUUGUCUGUCUGGUGUCACCACAAGUGCACUCUCUCAACCCUCCAGAUGUGAUGGGGAUUAUAUUCAGUCAGACAGAUAAAUCCUGUGUGAAUGAGAUCUAUACAGCCUGAAUCAUUUGCUUAAGUGCUUUAUCUGUUAUAUGGUGUGUUUAUAUGUGGACUUGUUGAUUAGAAGAGAGUGGGCUCAAGGGUCAACACACCAUUGUUCUGCCAUCAUUAAAUGAGCCAGUGAUGCCCAAAGGACUGAUGAGCUUAUGCUGCUCAUGCUGUAAUGUUUUAGUCUGAUGUUGCAAAUAACAUGUUUAUAUUCGUGUCAUUAGAAACUCAAUGCUGUUUGUUUUAUAAUUCUGUGUGGGCAGGUAUAUGUGCAUAUACCAGGAGAUUUCUUGAUUAAAAGCAAUGUGAAACAUAUUGCAAACAUAUCAAGUGUUUGUAGAGCAAAAGCUUGUAAAUUCAUAAUAUGCAAGAUUAGAUGUGGUGUGGUAUGAACUAAAGCAUAACUCCUGCUCUUAGAUGUACAACUUAGAGAGGGUCAAUCUAUGGAAAUGGAUUGGAUGAGAGUGACAGGCAACAUUACAUUUCUUGACAACUAAGAGACAAUAAUAAGUUUAAAGGAAGA
Molecule: messenger RNA, 3461 nt
Organism: Carassius auratus (goldfish)
Lineage: Eukaryota; Metazoa; Chordata; Actinopteri; Cypriniformes; Cyprinidae
Product: coiled-coil domain-containing protein 92-like
Exons: 5
Coding region: 552-1514 (320 amino acids)
Source: RefSeq, a predicted model, not a curated record